AUGCCCAUUCACCAAGGCUGCCUCAAACACAUACCUCCGUGUUGUUCACAUGGGCAACCUUCGCAUCAUGGGUUGCACAAACUGUUGCAUGAGAUGGUUUUUAACCUUGCUAUUGAUGCUAUUGUCUACCAGGGUAUCGACCUGAAUAUCGUCCGCCCCGCCAACAUAGAAGGCUACUGCACAGGAAUCGCCAAAGGCCUAGUGCGUGUUGGCUUGCACGUCGGUCGGUGCCAUGAUUUUCACGCCGAUUACGACGCCUUAACCGGCUGGAUUUCAGUAACCAGGCUCAUUAUUGAGGAAAUUGAGCCCCCUGUUGCUUAA
This is a messenger RNA of Pocillopora meandrina, 321 nucleotides long. The record is from the annotation of a GenBank genome assembly. NCBI's taxonomy places the organism in Eukaryota, Metazoa, Cnidaria, Anthozoa, Scleractinia, Pocilloporidae.